AUGGAUAGAUUGAAUGAAAUACGGAGUGAGGCGGGAAGCUCGCGGGAUUUAACACUGGACACUUCGUCUCCGCCGAGUGAAUCUUAUAUGACAGCUAACGAGAGUUCUUCAAAAUAUUUUUCUCUAUCUGAAGUAGAUUCGACAUUUGAAAUAUCCCCCUCGAAGGAUACGUCGAACGCCGAAUCGGAUGGUACCUUAACUACUGAUUCCGACUUGAUCUCUAAUCUAUCUCCGAUUCCGAAAAAAAAUGAUUUAGAUAGUUACAAUAUUGGUAAACAAAUAGAAGCUGCCAAUAUUUUGUCAGGUGGUGUCAAUAUUUUUGAUGAUAAUGAAAAUUCUUAUGAUGGUGAUGAGCUUGUUAUAGAUGAUAAUGUAGCUGUGGACGAGGAAAAGAAUAGUGAGAAAUUAAAUGAAAGUACAGCGCUUUCUUUAGAAAAAACUGUAGAAAGCUUGGAAAGCUUAGAUGAGUCUGAGGCUAUACCGAGUAAAGAUACUGAAGUGGUGCUACAAAUAGAUGGAAAGAAUGUUAAUGCUAUUGAUAUUGGUAAUGGAUUAUAUUUAUAUAGAAAAGCUGGUCAAGAGGAACUGGCUGCUGUGCAGAUUGUUGAUGAUGAUCAACAGCAGCCAAGCUUUAAGUUUUUAAAAGUGCGAGAAAAUGCAGAGGGAAAUUUGGAAGUUUAUGAAGAAAUUGAAAUUGAAGUUCCAAAAGAAGUGCCUAUCAAGGAAGGGAAACUUGUUGAAAAGACCUCCCAUGUGCCUAUAAAGGAAAUAAACAAAGUGAUAAGUGAGCCUUCAAUAAAUAAAGUCACUGAAAAAGUAAAUGUAACACCAAAGAAUGAUUUAAGUAUAGCGAAAGAACCAGGUUCUGAACCUACUAUUGAUUUGCUAACUGAAUCAAAAUCUGAAGUAAACUUAAAUGGAAAAAUGAUGAAGUUUAAUGAAUCUCGAAAAUCUCCUGUCAUAGGUACAUUUACACCUAUGACAUUUCACUCCACACCAAAUAAAGAAGGAAUUCCUCUUACAAAAACUAUGGUUGACCAACAAUUGCAUCCAAGUCGACAUUCAGAUAAUAUUAAAAAGACCAUAGAAGUUCAUACAGAUAUUAGCAGACAAAAAUUAUCUGAAACACCUACAAAAAGUAAAGAUAAUAAUACCAAUGAAAUAAUAAAAACUGAUGAGCAAAGUGGAUUGGCUGGAAAUGAAGUUGAAAAAGAAUUAGAGACGGACUCAAAGCAAUUACUUAUGGUUUCAGAGGCUUACAUUACUGAAGAUAAUAAAGAAGCAGAUACCUUUGCUAAAACAGAAAUAAAUUGUAAAGAGUCUGUUGCAGUUAAGGAACAAACAAUUGACCAGGAGGAACCCAAGCAUGACCAAGACCAAAAGUUAGAAAUCUCUCAGACUGAGAAAUAUGUAGAAAAUAUUUCUACAAAGGAUGAGAAUACUUCAAUAAGUAUUCAAGAUGCACAAACAAAUGAACUCUCUCCAAAUCUAGUAUCAGAAAAACAUAAAGAGGAUACUGAUCUCCAUACUAAAGUUGAGGAAAUUAAUUCUGUUAAAGACAUUGUUACUGAAAAAGUCUUAAAAAUCGACAGUACAUUGUCAGAUGAGAAAAUGAUAGUAACAGAUGUUGAAAUGCCUAAUACAGGAGAUUCAAAAGAAACUACAUCAAUAAAAGAAAGUGACAAGAAUUCACAACCUAAAGAAGUAAUUGAAAUAUCAGAUGAAGAAACCAAACAAGGUGAAGACACAUCAUUAAGGAGUUCUGUUGAUGAAUCAAAUUUAGUUAUUGAUGAUGAAGUUAUAACUAAUACAACAGAAAGCAAAGUCGAAAAUGAAAAACUUGAAGAAAAUGCUACAGAGACUUCAUCGAAAAUUGUUGAACGAAACAAUGAGCGUUUAGAGGAGAAACUGUGUGUUUUAACUAAAGUAAAUGAGACAAAUGAAGUUGUUUGUGAUAAAAAAUUAAUAACAAUAAUUCCACCCCAUACAGAAAAACAUGAAAUUGAAACAAUUGAAAUAAAAGAUAUUACAUCUGAUAAUAUUUGCACAGUAGUAUUGCCAAAUGAAGAUCAUCGUGGGAUAACAUCACAUAAAUAUAUCGAAAUAAACAAUGACAAGCACGAUGCAAAAAAUGUUCAAAAAACUAAUGACCAUGAGAAACUAAAGGUAAAUUCUGAACCACCUGUGGAUGAUAACAAAUUCGAUAGUGAAGAUGUGCACAAUAGUGAAUUAAAUGAUGUAAAGCAAAUUAUGAAAGAAAAUGACAUUGCAUUAGAAAUUGUAAGCACAACAAAUUUAUCGGAAGAGAAAAAUGUCAUAGUGCCUGCACAAGAACCAAUGAAUAAAGAAAAACCUAAGGUUAAUAUUGUAUCUAAACUAACAUUUAAAGAUACUAAAAUACCUCAUGUUAUAAGCAAUAACAAGCAAAACAUACAUACAAAACCUCAAUCAGACACAAAAAAAAUUGAUGCAAAAAUAGAACUUCCAAAAAAAUGUGCUCUUCCAAAACCAAAUAAUAAUAAUAACAGCGCGGUUCCCUUUGGGAAAUGGACUGAAGCUAAUAGGCAAGAAUUCUUAAACAAAAUCAAGGAAGCUAAGGUGCCAUCGACUACAAAUGCUCAGCAACUAAAACAACCUAAUGAUCUCAACAGAAGAGACAUUUUGAAGAAAAUUGAUAGUCAAAGGCAAACAUCCAUUGUGAAUGCAAAAUCUGCAGAUUAUGGAGCUAUAUCUAAGCUUAACAUCAAAAAAGAAACUACAGUUUUUGUGAAUAAAACCCAACCAGCACAAUCAAAUAUACAGGAAACAAAAGUUGUAACUGCUAAAAUUCAGCAACCAUUGACUAAACUUAAACCGCUAAUGCCUAAAAAGUUACAAAAAGACGAUUCAGCAAAUCCUAUUCCAGCUACGAAAAAAAGUGUGCAGAGAAAAGAAAUUAAUAAUCAAGAGCUGAUAGAUAAAACUAUUGAAGGAAUCAUUAACAGAGCAAUGUCAGGAAAGUCCUCUGACACUGCGUCAGAAAAAUCUUCAUUUGAAAAACAAAAGGAUACUAAGCUAACAAUGGAUGAUAUUGAAAUGAAAAUGAAUGAAUUGCAUGGAAUAUCGAAUGAGGAGCGAAUGACACAUGCAAAUCCACAGUCUAUUGCUAAUGACAACACAAAAUACUCUAAACAAGAGGUUAAAGUGAAUAAAAGUACCAAAAUACCUAACCUCUUACCAUUCAAGAAUAAAGAUCAACCUAAUGUCAAGGAAAAUGUUGCUGAAGAGCCUUCAGACGAAGAAAUAAUAGAGCAUGAACCAAUCACGGGAGAUAUAGAUGUGAACAAACAAAGCCUUAUGUCUUUAUUGUCAAGUAACGAUAAAGUCCAAGAAAUUAGAAAAGAAGCAAUAAUUACAGAAAAAGAUUUUGACAAAUUUGCAAGAAGAAACUCUAUUACUUAUGAAAAUUGCUUGACAGUCAAUUUUGAUGGCAAAGAGCCUCAUAAUGUUAUACAAACGGUAGUAGAAAAGGAUCCGCCUAUCAAAAAAUUAUCCAGAAAUGAAUUGAUGCUUGCUGAAUCUAAAGCAAAAUCGACUAAUAAACAACAAAUUGCAAUGAGACAUAGUAAUCAAUUGAGUAAAAUACCUACAAAUGUAAAAACAGGGAGUGACGAAGAAGCAUUCAGCAAAAAUUAUCAAUCUAAAGUCCAAAUAGCUUACCAAACUGCUUUAACCGCUAAGAAACACUUAGAAUGCCCCAUUCCAAUAAUUGAAGAUAAGCCGGUUAAAGUUGUUUACAAUAUGGAUUCUGACAUGGAAUUUACACCAGGGCAGCUAAAUGUGCAAGGACAAGAACUAUCGCCUACUAAAAAACUUACAACGGAAUCUGAUAUUGUAGUGAAUAGUGCCUCUGAAUCUCUCGAUUCUGACAUAGUAGAAUCUAAUUACGAAGUCAAAACCGAUGAAGCAAAAUCUAAAAGCAAACAUCAGAGAAAACAGGUUUUGACUCCAGUUGAAGAACCAGAGAUAGAAUUAAUUGAACCUAGUGAUUUAGGUAUUGAAGUAUCUCCCAAGAAAAAACGUAAACUAGAGGAUAAAGGCGAGAAAAUCUCUAAAAGUCUUGUGCCAAAGAAAACUUAUCUACUCAAUCGUAAUAUUAUUGAUGAACAAGUAUCGAAAUCUCAAGAAUCCAUAAAGAAUUCAGUUAAAGAAACUGAAAAUGUAACUAAUACCUUCUCCAAUCAUACAGGUGCUAUAUCUGCAUUAGAUAACUUAGUUAAGGCUGCUGAAUUAAUUGAAAAUCAAUCUGAACAUAACAACACUUUGUCUAGUGUUCGGUCAACUGAUAGUCCCCAAACUACGCCAGUUAAAAGAGGUCGAGGUCGUCCAAGAAAAUAUCCAUUGCCUGAGCCUGGAUUAGAUGUAAGCAAAAUACCAAGUCCUCAAAAAAAGCCUCGAUUAAUAGAUGCUAAACCGCCAAAGAGUUAUACAGAUUCAGAUGAAAGUAGCGAUGGAGAAAUUAUAAAAGAAAAUUGGACGAUGGGCAAAAUUAAUGAAAAUAUAGUGUGCCCGAUUUGUUCAAAAUUAUUUAGAUCAGAAAAUGUCGUGUUUAAACAUGUCAAGCAUUGUACUGGUCCUUCGCCAAAUAGAUCUGAGUCAGAUAAGAGAAGUCCAAGGAGAUACAGACGAGGUGAUUCACGCGAUUCUGAUAGGAAAUCUCUAGAUAGUGAAUCAGACUAUACAGAUGAUGAGGAAGAAAAAAUUCGACGUCGCAAGUCGAAUUACAAAAUUUCUAAGUCUAUAAAUGAUAAUGACGAUGUUAUUGUAAUCGAAGAUACACCUGUCAAAGAGAAAGCAGAAAAACUUCAUAAAUCAAAAAAUCCUGAAACUAAAAUUCCGGAAUCUAAGAAAACUGUCACAAAAGCUAAAAUUCUACAUAAAACUAAUAACCUUAUUUGUGAAUUUUGUGGUAAAACGUUUAGACAGCUAUCAUAUUUAGUGAACCACAAGUUGCAACAUAAAAGAGAAGUUAGGAAUUCAGAAAGCGAAGAACAGAUAUCAAGUAGAUCAGUUUUUAGUUGUGAAGUUUGUAAGAAAGAGUUUAGGAAACUUCACCACUUAGUUCAACAUAGAAAUAUUCAUAACCCUACUUCAAUGAGUAGUAGAAUAUUAAGAAAAAGUUCAUCUGAACAACAUGAUAACAAAAUAUCAAAAAAUCCAUCUAUUGAUUCAAAACCAACUGACGAUGCCAGUGCCGGUUUUAGAUGUGAGCCAUGCGAUAAAUCAUUUAGAAAACUACAUCACCUCGUAGAACAUAGAGAAACACACGACGGCAUAAAUAAAAAAGGUUCUAACCCACAAAGCUCUAAUGAAACGUCUAAUAAACCAGCAAUAGCAUACCACUGCGAUAAAUGCAAAAAGAUAUUUAAAAAAUUACAGGAUUAUUUGGAACAUAAAGAUCAACACUUAGAAACCAGUUCAGAAAAGUCAGACGAUAAAAGCGUUAAGAGCUCACUAUCAACAAAAGACAUUAUCCACGAGUGUUCACUUUGUUAUAUGGUGUUCCCUAAUGAGCAUUCUUUGAAUAAACACACUGUUAUUUGUUUACGAAAGAAGAAACAAUCUGCAGCGAAGCAAGCAGCCAAGCAAACUGAAGGACAAGAAACAAUGGACACAGAUGAGCUUGUUGUCAGUGAAAAUAUAUCUCAAGAAGAUGAAUCAAGCAAAGAAAAUGAAAGCGUGGAACACAAAGAAGGAACGCCUAACGAUAUAGAACAAGAAUGUGAGAUUUUAGAACUGAAUAACAAAGAUGAAGAAAUGCCGGAGAUUCCAUUACAAGAAGAUAUAAAUGAUAAAAAUAAAUUGGAAAGAAAAAAUAGCUGUAAAGAAAGGAAAUCAAGUGAUAAGGAAAUUAUACCGGAAAAAAGGAGCAGUGCUGAACCAGAAAAAAGUAUAGCUGCUGAGACAGUAACACCUGAAAUAGAUGAGUCUGAAACGCCUAUUAAAAUCAAAAAAUUGGAUGUCAAUGAUGUUAUUACCAUUACUGACAGUCCCAUUUUGAAAAAGAAGACGCCAGUUAAAGAUAAAAUAGCUACGACUGGGACGAAACGACACAAGACUGUUAACGUAUCUCUUCCAGUCGUCGACGAAACUACGCCUAUGGAAUCAACCGACGAAGACGAAAUACGAUAUAUGUUGAAUCCAAACUUUAAAGAAAAUGAAAGUACUGAACGCAAAUUGUUUAUGAAAGUGAAUGCUAAAAAACGUAGUUCUCUUCAAAUCGAACGACCAAACUCAAAAGAUUUAGUGAAGAGAAGGAUUUCGCUGCAACAUCCACCAAAAAUACCACGGUUAAAAGUGAAGGCUGUUGAAGCCAGGCCUAUUAAUUCCCUAGCAGUAGAGAAGAAAUUAAAAAUGUCAGUAGUAAAACCACCAUCGUCCACAGAUUCUGACGAUAGUGAUGUAAAGUAUUCUUUCCCAAAAACAAGCAAAGAAGAUACACAAAAUGUAGAGAAAAAAGUCAAAAAAUCAUUGGCCGCUAAGCGAAAAUCACUGGGCGGAAUAGCGAAAAGGAAAUCAUUGGGAAAGCACAAAAUGGCGACGCCCACGAAUAAAACUAAGAAACGCACAACAGAAAUCGAGCAUAGAUGCGAUUGCGGGCAGUUGUUCAGUAGCGCGGCAUUGCUCUCGCGGCACACGACCCUCGCACACACGCCCCCUCGAAUACGACGUCGACGGUCCCCCCCACCGCCGCCGACACGACAAAUAGAGCCCCGAACAAAAUCCAAAACAAACGUGCAAUCUAAAAAGCUCAAAAGUGACCUUCCCUCGAAUAAAACCCCUACCAGGAAAUCUAGUGCUAAUAGUAGUGAAAAAAAAACAAGUGAUGUGGUCCAAAUCGAAUUUGUAGGCAAAAAACUGAGAAGCUCCGCUCAUAGAGGUGUGCCUGUGCCAGACAAAAUGAAGAAGAUGAUGGAUAAAUUAAAAAAG
Brenthis ino (lesser marbled fritillary) is the source of this 6969-nucleotide messenger RNA. Lineage: Eukaryota; Metazoa; Arthropoda; Insecta; Lepidoptera; Nymphalidae. The record is from the annotation of a GenBank genome assembly.